Molecule: messenger RNA, 1467 nt
Organism: Arabidopsis thaliana (thale cress)
Lineage: Eukaryota; Viridiplantae; Streptophyta; Magnoliopsida; Brassicales; Brassicaceae
Gene: TRZ1
Product: tRNAse Z1
Exons: 8
Coding region: 332-1174 (280 amino acids)
Cellular component (GO): cytoplasm
Molecular function (GO): 3'-tRNA processing endoribonuclease activity
Source: RefSeq, marked reviewed
ACAAGUGUAAGAAUACCGCGACGUUCUAAUGAAGCAUUCGAAGUAAAUUUACAAUCAUACCCUUGCACUGUCGUUGAAUACGAAAGACCAACUUUUGCACCAGAGGCACGUGGGAAAUUUAUUAACCAGUGCCUAGUGGUUCCCGCUCCAGUGAAGUAGUCUCGUUAACCGUUAUGGGCCUAAGCCCAAUCCAUAAAAUUAUUAAAAAAAAAAAAAAUGAUCAUGGAAGAAAAAAGCUUGUGAUUGUGAGACAUUUCAUCGAACACUUGGUGAUCAAUAUUUGAAAACGAAGAGCACAGCCAAAAUUCGAUAAACCCUAAGGAACAGUGAGAUGGAGAAGAAGAAAGCAAUGCAAAUUGAAGGUUACCCGAUCGAGGGAUUGUCGAUUGGUGGGCACGAGACGUGCAUCAUAUUUCCAUCUCUUCGGAUAGCUUUCGACAUUGGUCGUUGCCCACAUCGCGCAAUUUCUCAAGACUUCCUCUUCAUCUCUCACUCUCACAUGGAUCAUAUCGGUGGAUUACCAAUGUAUGUUGCUACUAGAGGCUUGUACAAAAUGAAGCCUCCAACGAUUAUAGUACCCGCAUCCAUUAAAGAAACUGUUGAGAGUUUAUUCGAAGUUCACAGAAAGUUAGAUUCUUCAGAGCUAAAGCACAAUCUUGUUGGCUUGGACAUAGGGGAGGAGUUUAUUAUAAGGAAAGAUCUCAAAGUCAAAGCCUUUAAGACAUUCCAUGUCAUCCAAAGCCAGGGUUAUGUAGUGUAUUCAACUAAAUAUAAACUCAAGAAGGAAUAUAUUGGCCUAUCUGGAAAUGAAAUUAAGAACUUGAAGGUUUCAGGUGUUGAGAUUACAGACAGCAUAAUAACUCCUGAAGUUGCUUUUACGGGAGAUACAACGUCGGAUUUUGUAGUUGAUGAAACUAAUGCUGAUGCUCUCAAGGCAAAGGUUCUCGUCAUGGAGAGCACAUUUCUUGAUGAUUCGGUAUCGGUAGAGCAUGCGAGAGAUUAUGGACAUAUCCAUAUAUCUGAGAUAGUAAAUCAUGCUGAAAAGUUUGAAAACAAAGCAAUCCUGCUAAUCCACUUUUCGGCUCGGUAUACAGUGAAGGAAAUCGAAGAUGCGGUUUCUGCAUUGCCUCCACCUUUAGAGGGACGUGUGUUUGCACUAACACAAGGAUUCUAAACAUUAUAACACUCUUAUAGGUUUUACAUACUUUUGUUUUUGUAUUCCACAUGUAAACAUUGUAUUCUGUUGUUAAUUUUAAGAUUUCUUCUAUCUCGAUAAAGAAUGAAGUGUGGAAGUAGAGAAUACAGACGAGCACACCAAUAUCAGAUAAAUUCAGAGGAAAUCUCAUGGGAUCCCAAAUCUUAUUAUUUCCCUGCAACAAGAUUGUUAUGUAAAUCAUUGGUUUUGAAAAUCAAUUUUCUGUGUAACAAGACCAUCUCCCAAGAUUGCUAUGUAAAUUAUUGACUGCA